CAGCAUCCGAGGAGCGCAAGAAGAGGACCCCCCGGACCCACAGCUCAUGCGAUUGGACAAUAUGCUUCUGGCAGAGGGUGUUUCGGGUCCCGAGAAAGGGGGAGGAUCGGCAGCGGCGGCGGCGGCGGCAGCGGCUUCCGGAGGCUCUUCCGAUAACUCUAUCGAGCACUCAGACUACAGAGCCAAACUGACCCAGAUCCGGCAAAUCUAUCACACGGAGCUGGAGAAGUACGAACAGGCCUGUAACGAAUUCACCACGCACGUGAUGAACCUCCUCCGAGAGCAAAGUCGAACACGGCCCAUUUCCCCGAAGGAGAUUGAGAGGAUGGUUGGCAUCAUCCACCGGAAGUUCAGCUCCAUCCAGAUGCAGCUCAAACAAAGCACUUGCGAAGCCGUCAUGAUCCUGAGAUCGCGGUUCCUGGACGCCAGGCGGAAAAGGCGUAACUUCAGCAAGCAAGCCACAGAAAUCCUGAAUGAGUAUUUUUACUCGCACCUCAGCAAUCCCUACCCCAGCGAAGAAGCCAAAGAGGAGCUGGCAAAGAAAUGCAGCAUCACAGUAUCGCAGGUAUCCAACUGGUUCGGCAACAAGAGGAUCAGGUACAAGAAGAACAUAGGGAAAUUUCAGGAAGAAGCCAACCUUUACGCAGCAAAAACGGCGGUGACCGCCGCACACGCCGUGGCGGCAGCUGUGCAGAACAACCAGACAAACUCUCCCAGCACGCCAAACUCUGGUUCUUCGGGUUCUUUUAACCUCCCUAAUUCUGGGGACAUGUUCAUGAACAUGCAGAGUCUGAAUGGGGAUUCUUACCAGGGGUCCCAAGUCGGAGCCAAUGUGCAAUCACAGGUGGAUACCCUCCGUCAUGUUAUCAAUCAGACGGGAGGAUACAGUGACGGUCUGGGAGGAAAUUCGCUGUACAGUCCACAUAAUUUAAAUGCAAAUGGAGGCUGGCAGGAUGCGACCACUCCAUCUUCAGUGACCUCUCCAACAGAAGGCCCGGGAAGUGUGCACUCCGAUACCUCUAACUAAUCUCCUCACGUCACUUUUUUGUUCCCCGCAAGUUGAGAUGCCUUUCUCUAGCGCAUUCAGAAUCCUAGAAGGAAAAGGAAAACCGCAGAAAGGAAAUGUUGCCCCCCCACCCCAGUCAGUCACUGAUGGCUUUACUGUAAAACCCCCGUUGUAUCCAAGAACUCGAAAAAUCGAUAGUGUGUGGGUUUGUUUUGUUCUCGCUCUUUUGUUUUGUUUUUUCCCCCUUCAGAAGCUAUCUAAAUCAUUUGUAUAUGUACUGAAAUAUCACAAAGAUGCGCACACUCAUGCAAUGUUAAGGAAAAAUAAAACCACCAAGCACUUUAUCCAACUAGGCCAAGAGUUAAGCAUUGUUUGUAGCCCUGUAACUAUUUUGAGAAAAUAAUUUAUUGUCGGUGGGACCUGCAAGGACGGCCUACAGGAUGCGAGUUUCCUGGCCUUACGGGGUAAACGAAAACCGUUCUUUAAGAGUCGCCUCACACAGCAGAACCAGGCCCUGGGGGGCUUUGCCCACAGGGAACCGCCAUUGCGACCUGAGUUAAUUCUGGACGCCGAACGUCCUUUCAUCUUCCACUCUUUCCACACCUUCUCGAGCAAAGCUGCGCCUUGCUCGGUCCACCGUAUUCCACCGGUGGAUUCGUGUUCGUGUUCGGGGGACCCAAUGCUUUCGCUUUCGGCCGGGCCCCGUCGCUUAGCCGUUUCCCUUGGGACCCCGGGAAGGCCUUCGUCCCUCCUCUUCCUCCCCCGUUUCACCCUUCUUAGCAUCCCGCGGUGCAGAGCCUAGCCUCACCGCACGCCGGUGGGCACGGACGAUCGCCGCAAGGCGAGAGGUAUCCUUCCGGCGUUUCCGAACGCCCGCCGAUGGGUUUUACAGUACGAGUGCAUCCGUCCGGGGAUUGGCCGCCGCUCGUCCACGGCAGUGAGAGGCCGGAAUGGCACCUUUCUCUGGAGCGUUGUAUAUAGUGUAGCAAAAGAGUAUUUAUACAUUUCACCAAUCAAAACACAGCUUUAUUACCUCAUGCAAACUCAUACGAACCAAUAGAAACAUGUUCUUUCGCUUAGAGUGCUCACUACCUACCUCUAAACCAGCCUUCCUCGGCCCGGCACAUUCCAGACAUAUCGGACUACAACACCCAUCACCCCCAGUCUGGGCGGCUUGUUGGGGGUGAUAGGAGUUGUGGUCAGACACAUCUGGAAGGCACCAGUUUGGGAAAGGCUGCUCUAAACAAUACUCGUGGCUGUAGUUUAUAUCCCUUUUUUUAAAUUUUUCCUCUAUCCUUUUGGGUUUGGUUUGGUUUGGUUUUGAUUUUCGGGUUGGGUUUUUUGGCAUCUUGUAAUUAACUCUUUGUUUCCCUUCAUGAGAUGUAAUGUACAUUGUAAUCUUUUAAAUGACGACGAUGACAAGAAUUAAAACGUUUUUAAAAAUUCAGGUCGCCCUGGUGACUUUCGAAAAGAAUAAAAAAAAAUCUUUGAAGUGGAAACACUGAGUCUUUAGGUUCAACACAAAACAGUAAAACUGUUUGUAAAUACAAAGAAACAUUUUGAAUGUUCUUCAUCUUGUUACUAUACUAAUUCACGCAAAAGAAAAAGAGAAAAAAAAUAAAACCAAUAACGGAUUGUAAAACAGAGGUCUCAGUAUUCAGUA
This is a messenger RNA of Varanus komodoensis (Komodo dragon), 2669 nucleotides long. It is a transcript of the gene PBX3, whose product is annotated as PBX homeobox 3. The record is from RefSeq and is a predicted model, not a curated record. Gene Ontology annotation, biological process: brain development; regulation of transcription by RNA polymerase II; neuron development. NCBI's taxonomy places the organism in Eukaryota, Metazoa, Chordata, Lepidosauria, Squamata, Varanidae. Gene Ontology annotation, cellular component: nucleus. The transcript is spliced from 7 exons. Gene Ontology annotation, molecular function: RNA polymerase II cis-regulatory region sequence-specific DNA binding; DNA-binding transcription factor activity, RNA polymerase II-specific. Bases 47 to 1027 code for a protein of 326 amino acids.